CCCUGGUGGUGCAGGAGAAGCCGGUGGGCACGAAACAGUGGAGUAACCGGCGUAAAAUGGCGCUGUCUCAAGGAACAAAGAAAAAAGUUUGCUACUAUUAUGACGGGGAUGUGGGGAACUACUAUUAUGGCCAGGGUCAUCCCAUGAAGCCCCACAGGAUCCGCAUGACACACAACCUCCUUCUCAACUAUGGACUGUACAGGAAAAUGGAGAUCUAUAGACCACACAAAGCCAGUGGUGAAGAGAUGACCAAAUAUCACAGUGAUGACUACAUAAAGUUCCUGAGGUCCAUCCGACCAGACAACAUGUCUGAGUACAGCAAACAGAUGCAGAGAUUCAAUGUUGGAGAGGACUGUCCAGUGUUUGAUGGUCUGUUUGAGUUUUGCCAGCUUUCAACAGGUGGAUCUGUCGCUGGGGCACUAAAGUUAAACAAGCAGCAGACUGACAUCGCCAUCAACUGGGCCGGCGGACUCCACCACGCCAAGAAGUCUGAAGCGUCGGGUUUCUGCUACGUCAACGACAUCGUCCUAGCCAUCCUCGAGCUGCUCAAGUACCACCAGAGAGUGUUAUACAUAGACAUUGACAUCCACCAUGGUGAUGGAGUGGAGGAGGCCUUCUACACCACAGACAGGGUCAUGACAGUCUCUUUCCACAAGUAUGGGGAAUACUUCCCUGGCACUGGAGACCUGAGGGACAUCGGAGCUGGAAAGGGCAAGUACUAUGCAGUAAAUUACCCGCUAAGAGACGGCAUUGAUGACGAGUCCUAUGAAGCCAUCUUUAAACCUAUAAUGGCAAAAGUCAUGGAGAUGUACCAGCCAAGUGCGGUCGUACUCCAGUGUGGAGCUGAUUCUCUUUCUGGAGACAGACUGGGCUGCUUCAACCUCACCAUCAAAGGUAGAAACUAG
Messenger RNA from Plectropomus leopardus (leopard coralgrouper), 905 nucleotides. The record is from RefSeq and is a predicted model, not a curated record. Lineage: Eukaryota; Metazoa; Chordata; Actinopteri; Perciformes; Serranidae.